Ostrea edulis (European flat oyster) is the source of this 10806-nucleotide messenger RNA. Its product is annotated as lactase/phlorizin hydrolase-like. Gene Ontology annotation, molecular function: beta-glucosidase activity. Gene Ontology annotation, biological process: carbohydrate metabolic process. The transcript has 43 exons. The coding region runs from base 253 to 9207 and encodes 2984 amino acids. The record is from RefSeq and is a predicted model, not a curated record. NCBI's taxonomy places the organism in Eukaryota, Metazoa, Mollusca, Bivalvia, Ostreida, Ostreidae.
AUAAACAGAUAUUCAAUCAUCUCGACAACGGUACAUUGUAGUGAUGUUAGAAUAUUACUUAUCUGUUGAAGAUAUAUAAAAUCAGCCUGCCCUUCAGUUGUCAGUCGUUUGCAUUGCACUUGGUAGUUCUAAAUUCCUUACCUGUAGCGAUCUAAAGUAAAUGUUCCCCAAUUAGAACAAAGGUUUUAUCGGGUGUGUGUCGAUGUGUUAGGGAGCACUCGUUACACGUGCUAACGAAUACAUCCAGGGGAAAUGAAUGUCCCAAUCUUUUCUCUUUGUCUCCUGCUACAGAUUUUCGUUAUUGAGGUGCAUGGAUAUUAUCCUAUGAACCACAGUGGAAUUCUCUAUGGUCAAUUCCCGGAUGACUUUAUCUGGAGCGCCGCCACCGCUGCCUACCAAGUAGAAGGGGCCUGGAAUGAGGACGGAAGAGGACCGAGCAUUUGGGACACAUUUUCUCAUAAACCGGGUAAUAUAGUGAACGAUGACAAUGGUGACGUAAGCUGUGACAGUUACCAUAACUACCAAAGAGACGUGGAAAUGUUGCAGGAACUUGGAAUUUCCCACUACAGAUUUUCUAUAUCCUGGUCUCGUAUUUACCCACUGGGCACCACAGAGAUGUUAAACCAUAGAGGAGUGGAUUAUUAUCACAGACUAAUUAAUGCACUAAACGCGGCUGACAUUGAACCAAUGGUGACACUCUAUCAUUGGGAUCUACCGCAGGCUCUGGAGGACGAAGGGGGAUGGCUGAAUAAAAGCACUGUCGACCACUUCGUUAACUAUGCCAAUUUCUGUUUUAGUGAAUAUGGAAGCAAGGUGAAAUACUGGAUAACUUUCAACGAACCAUGGGUAGUGGCUUGGCUAGGAUACGGUGGAAGUGGAAUGGCACCUGGUCGUAACGAACCAGCAAAGAUGCCCUACAUAGUGGCCCAUAAUAUCAUUAUUGCACAUGCGCAAACGUACAAAAUAUAUAAAAGCAAAUACAGAUCAAGACAGAAGGGACAGGUUGGCAUUACUCUCAACAUUGGAUGGGCUCAACCUAAGAAUACCUCGGAUGCUGCUGACUGGGAGGCAUCUGAGCGAGCUAUCCAGUUUGAAAUGGGAUGGUUUGCACAUCCAAUUUUGGUGAAUGGAGAUUAUCCCCAAGUUAUGAAAGAUCAAAUCGGAAACAAAAGCCAAGCACAGGGAUACAGCACAUCUAGACUACCAACAUUUUCAAAACAGGAAAAACAGGAUAUUAAAGGGUCUGCUGAUUUUCUGGGGAUGAAUCAUUAUACAUCCAGUUUGGUUUCCCCAAUCAAAAAUCCACCAGAUCUGGAGAGCUACGAUGCGGACAAAGACGUGCUUUAUCAAACAAAUCCAUCAUGGCCAACGUCAGGCUCGGAUUGGCUGAAGGUUGUUCCUUAUGGAAUGAGAAAGAUUCUAAAUUGGAUAAAGAAAGAGUAUCCGAACACGUCCGUCAUUAUCACGGAGAAUGGGGUUUCAGAUCAAAACGGUUCUCUAGUAGACACAUGGAGAAUCAAUUAUUACCGUUCAUACAUCAACGAAGUAUUAAAGGCCAUAAAACUUGAUGGAUGUCAGAUCAAGGGCUAUACAGCUUGGUCACUCAUGGACAACUUUGAAUGGCCGCGAGGGUAUAGUGAAAAAUUUGGACUAUACCAUGUCAACUUUAAUGACCCAAAGCGGACAAGAACGCCGAAAGCUUCAGCAAGAUUUUACAAACAACUUAUCCAAGAACAUGGAUUUCUGCCAGGUUACCCUGGUAAAGGAGGACGCGGUACUGCUCCAGAAUAUGAGCAUGGAAUUUACUAUGAUACGUUCCCGGAUGGUUUUGUAUGGAGCACAGCAACAGCAGCAUACCAGGUAGAAGGAGCAUGGAACACAGACGGGCGGGGACCUAGUAUCUGGGAUGUAUCUGCUCAUCAGAAGGAUUAUAUCUACAAUAAUGACAACGGUGAUGUGGCAUGUGACAGCUACCACAAAUACAAAGAAGAUAUUCGAUUGCUGAAGGAACUUGGAGUCUCACGCUAUCGAUUCUCCAUUUCUUGGCCACGCGUGUUUCCUGAUGGUACAAAAGGAAGUAAAAAUAACAAGGGUGUGCAGUAUUACCAUGCCUUGAUAGACGAACUGAAAAAGGCCAACAUAGAGCCGAUGAUUACCCUGUAUCACUGGGAUCUACCCCAAGCCCUGGAGGAGGAAGAGGGAGGGUGGAUGAAUGAAUCCAUCGUAGAAAGAUUCAAGGAUUAUGCUGACUUCUGCUUCAAUGAAUACGGAAACAAGACGAAGCUGUGGAUAACAUUCAACGAACCGUGGAUAGUUUCCUAUCUUGGUUACGGUGUGGGUUCAUUUCCACCAGGGAAAAUUGGUCCAGGAACAAAUACCUACAUAACGGCGCACAACAUUAUUAAGGCCCAUGCUGAAGCCUAUCAUAUAUACAACGACACGUAUAGAGCAAGUCAGAAAGGAGAAAUUGGGAUCACGCUAAAUGUUGGGUGGGCGGAGCCGGAGGAUCCAUACAAUCCGGAUUAUCUUGAGGCAUCCGAUAGGGACAUCCAAUUUAACUUUGGAUGGUUUGCUCAUCCGAUCCUCGUGAAUGGCGAAUACCCAGAAAUCAUGGUUGCGAGGGUAGCAAACAACAGUCAUGGAACAAGCGGAUCUAGAUUGCCUAAAUUUUCGAAUAUUUCCAGAAUCAAUGGUACGGCCGAUUUUCUCGGAUUGAACUUUUAUACAUCCAGUCUGGUAAGACCCGAUGAAUCACGAACAGAUCACAGUUUUGAUGAUGACAAAGGAACAUCCUCAAGAGCCGACCCUUCCUGGCUCGGAUCUGGAUCGGAAUGGCUCAAAGUGACACCAUUUGGUCUUCGGAAAAUGUUGAACUGGAUUAAAACCCAUUAUAAUAACUUUCCUGUGUAUAUUACUGAAAAUGGAAUUUCGGAUAAUAAUGGAUCUCUUACGGAUCUCUACAGAAUACAUUACUACAGGACAUACAUAAACGAAAUGUUGAAAGCAAUUAGAUUAGACAAAUGCAACAUAAAAGGAUAUACAGCAUGGUCAUUAAUGGAUAAUUUUGAAUGGCGGAGAGGAUAUUCCGAGCGUUUUGGGCUUCAUUACGUUAAUUUUACGGACUCAAACAGAACACGAACACCAAAGGCAUCUGCAAGAUUCUACAAACAGCUUGUAAAAGAGAACGGUUUUAAACCAGGAUACACGAGUAUGGGAGGGCGGGGCACUGCGCCUGCGCAAGAGCAUGAGUUUUACUACAACACAUUCCCCGAUGGUUUUAUUUGGAGUGCGGCUACCGCAGCGUACCAGGUUGAGGGAGGGUGGAAUGAGGGAGGACGGGGACCAAGCGUAUGGGACACGUGGGUUCACGAAUAUAAACACGUAGAAAAUAACGCUACUGGUGACGUGGCCUGUGACAGUUACCACAGAUACAGGGAGGACGUUCAGUUACUUAGAAACCUUGGGGUUUCUCACUACCGGUUUUCCAUCUCCUGGCCUCGAAUAUUUCCUAAUGGUACCAAGGAGAGUCGCAACCAAGAAGGCAUCGAUUACUACAAUGAUCUGAUCAACGAACUCAUCAAGUACAACAUUACGCCUAUGAUAACCCUUUUCCACUGGGACUUGCCCCAGGCUUUGGAAGAUGAAGGAGGCUGGCUGAACGAAUCCACUGUUUAUCAUUUUAGAGAUUAUGCAGAUGUGUGUUUCAAAGAAUUUGGAGACAGGGUGAAGCUGUGGAUUUCAUUCAAUGAACCCGGCUUAACGGCUUGGACCUGUUAUGGAAAUGGCGGAAUGGCACCAGGUGUUAAAGGCCAUGAGGGUACAUACCCGUACAUUGUGGCAAGGAAUAUCAUAUUAGCUCACGCUGAGGGAUACCAUGUCCUGAAACAAAACUACUCCCACCAAAAUGGUCAGUAUGGGAUUACCUAUAGCAUUGGAUGGGCCGAACCCUUGGACCCAUUCAAUCCGGAUGAUAUUGAGGCAUCAGAAAGGAGGCUGCAGUUUAAUGCUGGAUGGUUCCUAAAUCCAAUAUACAUUAAUGGCGACUAUCCCGAUGUCAUGGCACAAAAAGUGGAAGAGAAGAGCAAAGCUCAAAACUUUACAACCUCACGCUUGCCACCGUUUUCGAACAAAGAAAAACAACGCAUUAAUCAAACUGCGGAUUUUUUUGGUUUGAACCAAUAUUCCGCAUCUUAUUUCUUUCCGAAGAAAAACGAUAUCAAUAGUAUAUCAUAUUAUGCGGACCAAGACGUUGGAAGUAAGAAUGACCCGAAAUGGUUAGGUUCUGGAUCUUCAUGGCUCUUCGUGACCCCAUUUGGACUUAGAAAGGUAUUAAACUGGAUUAAGAUGACUUACAACAACAUUCCUGUUUACAUCACGGAAAAUGGAGUGUCAGAUAGAAAUGGGUCACUAGUAGAUUACAACCGUGUUUAUUUCUACAGAAACUACAUCAACGAAGUACUGAAAGCUGUUAAGCUUGAUGGCUGUAACGUCAAAGGAUACACAGCAUGGUCGCUUAUGGAUAAUUUUGAAUGGAACACAGGCUAUGCUGAAAAGUUUGGUAUGCACUACGUGAAUUUUAGUGACCCUAAGCGACCCAGAACACCCAAGUUAUCCGCUGUAUUCUACAAUAAACUUAUCAAAGACAAUGGAUAUUUUGAGGAUGCGCCCACCUCACCGACGAAAGGGAAAGAGUUAGGGGUGUAUCGAGAACUCCCCUACGAAGACCAGUUCUACUAUGGGAAGUUUCCGAAUGGGUUCCUGUGGGGAGCAUCUACGUCAGCUUAUCAAGUAGAAGGUGCAUGGAAUAAAGAUGGAAAAGGAGUUAGCAAUAUUGAUAAAAUCACCCACGAAGACUUUCAUUCUACCAAUGGAGACACGGCAUGUAACAGUUACAAAAAAUUCAUCGAUGACGUGAGGAUUCUUAAAGAAACAAACGUAACCCAUUAUCGUUUCUCAAUAUCCUGGAGUCGAAUUUUACCAAAGGGAGAUCCAAGCGAUGUUAACCGUCUUGGAGUCCUAUAUUACACAAACCUUAUUGACGCCCUCUUGGAUGAUGAUAUCACGCCUGUGGUGACUAUGCAUUACUUUGACAUGCCAGAGACCCUGUACAAUCAAGGUGGAUGGGGAAAUUCUACAGUGAUAAAGCUCUUCGAGGAUUAUGCAAAAGUUUUGUUUACAAACUUUGGAUCUCGGGUAAAGUACUGGAUAACAAUAAAUGAUCCACACAAGAUAUCAGUUGGUUUACCCGGAGUGGACAUGCGGGAGGUGGACCCUUACAUCGUUGGACAGAACUUGAUUAAAGCUCACGCUCGUGUUUAUAAGCUUUAUCAGACUGAAUUCAAGGAAGCUCAAAAAGGUUGGGUGGGGAUUUCCCUGAAUGCCGAUUGGUUUGAGCCCAGCACCCCCACUGACCCUGCCGAUAUCGAAGCUAGCAAAAGAGAAAUGGAGCAUUCCCUUGGUUGGUUCGCCAACCCCAUAUUGAAGGACGGUGAUUAUUCGGAAUUCCAUAAAACAAUGCUGCGAAAGAAAAACAGCUCAUUGCCAAAUUUCACUAAAUAUGAGACAUCCUGGAUAAAAGGUUCAUCUGACUUUUUGGGAUUAAAUUUUCACUCAACGUUCAACGUGAAAAACAAGGAAAACAAGAAAGCUGGAUUCGAAUUUGAAACUGAUUCUGAUAUAACAUUCAAUACGUCGUGGGCUAGAAGCAGCAUAACAACAGUACGUUUUGCACCGUUUGGUUUGAGAAAGGUCUUGAACUAUAUAAAGGAUACUUACCACAACGUGCCGGUGUACGUAACAGAAGCAGGAUUCCCUGACGACACGGGGGUUCUGCAAGACGAUACACGAGCCAUGUUCUACAAAGAAUACAUCGAUGAAGUUCUUAAAGCCAUAAGGUUGGACAACUGUAACGUUAAAGGGUUCACCGUUAAAAGUCUAAUAGACUCCGCUGACUACACGGGAAGUAUCAAACACAGAUAUGGGAUAUACUAUGUUGACUUCAACGAUCGUGAAAGGCCGCGAACAAUGAAGUCGUCAGCCAGAUUUUUUAAAGAAGUUAUCAAAGACCACGGCUUCAAGAAAGGAAAGACGUAUACAGUAUCAUCUGGGGUUGAGGAAUUUAAUCCAAACUACCCGUAUAGGACAUUGUCUAUGGAACACGACAUGUAUUAUGGUACUUUCCCAAAUGGUUUUGCCUGGAGUGCAGCUACAGCAGCAUACCAAGUAGAGGGAGGCUGGAAUGCAGAUGGUAAAGGUCCAAGCAUUUGGGAUGCUUUCACUCACCAGCCAGGCCACAUUUACAAUAACGACACGGGUGACAUUGCGUGUGAUAGUUACCAUAAAUACCAAGAAGAUGUGCAGCUUCUGAAAAACUUAAAGGUCACACACUAUAGAUUCUCAAUAUCAUGGUCUCGAAUAAUGCCGAAAGGAACACUGGAGCGCACCAACCAACCUGGAAUCGAGUACUACGACAAUCUAAUCAACGCCCUUUUGAUGGCGGAUAUUGUACCUAUGGUGACGUUAUAUCACUGGGAUCUUCCGGAAGCUCUGAACAAGAGUGGGGGGUGGGAGAACAUAAAUACAAGUGACCAUUUUGCCGCUUAUGCUAGAUUUUGCUUCAGAAAAUUUGGUGAUAGGGUGAAGUUAUGGAUAACUUUGAAUGAGCCAUUCGUUGUCGCUCAGCAAGGAUAUGAAUUGGGCUCUAUGGCUCCUGGACUGACAGGAAAGGGAAAUCGUAUAUAUAUAGUCGGUCAUAACCUAAUUAUGGCGCAUGCGAAAGCUUAUCGAAUCUAUGAGAAAGAAUUUAAAGCUCAACAGAAAGGACAAGUCGGGAUUUCUUUGGAUACGGACUGGCAAGUUCCCAAUAAUCCAGAAAGUCCCAGGGAUUUGGAAGCAUCACAUCGAGCUAUUGCGUUUAUGUUUGGAUGGUUUCUUAAUCCUUUGAUAGAAGGAGAAUAUCCAAAAGUGAUGAGAGACCAAGUGAACAGGAAAAGUCAGGAACAAGGACUCUCAAAGAGCAGACUUCCUGAAUUUACAGAAUAUGAUAAAAAGUUUAUAAAAGGUACGUUUGAUUUUCUUGGAAUGAACUUUUACACCUCCAAUGUUGUAACCAGUGUACAAUCAGCCGAGCAGAGUUUUGGAGGGGAUCAAGACGUUCACUACAGCAAAGACCCAUCUUGGCCAGGAUCUGGCUCCAAUUGGUUGAAAGUAACACCUGUUGGAAUUAGGAGAAUGCUGAACUGGGUGAAAUACACUUAUGGUGACUUUCCUAUUUACAUAACUGAAAAUGGAGUUUCAGAUUUGAACGGAACUAUAGAAGAUGGAUACAGGAUAGAUUUCUACAAACAUUACAUCAAUAACGUCCUCAAAGCCGUUCGUCUAGACGGAGUAAACGUGAGAGGGUUCACAGCUUGGUCGCUUAUGGAUAAUUUUGAAUGGGGGGCUGGCUAUUCAGUACGCUUUGGACUUCAUUAUGUUAACUUCAGCGAUCCUGACCGACCACGCAUACCCAAAGAAAGUGCUCACUAUUACUCAAAUAUCAUCGAAAACAAUGGUUUCCCAAAUAAUAAAGCAAUGUACUCGUUUCCGUUUGCCUCAAAACCUGUACACCCCGAGAAUAAUCCUUACAGAGUACUUGACAGAGAAGAAGACUUUUACUUCAAUACCUUCCCUGAAGGUUUCGCGUGGAGCACCGCUACUUCUUCGUACCAAGUAGAAGGAGCUUGGGAUAAAGAUGGGAAAGGACUCGGAAUAUGGGAUGUGUUCUGUCACACUCCAGGUCAUAUAGUCAACAAUGACACGGGUGAUAUUGCUUGUGACAGUUAUGACAAGUUCCACGAGGAUGUCAAACUUCUGAAAAAUAUGAAGGUUACCCACUACAGGUUUUCAAUCUCAUGGCCCCGGAUCUUACCGGAUGGGACUCGAAAGACUGUCAAUCGCUUGGGUGUUCAGUAUUAUAACAACUUGAUAGACGCUGUACUUGAUGCUGGAAUCAUACCUAUGGUAACCUUGUAUCACUGGGAUCUGCCACAGUCCCUGAUGAAAUUUGGCGGUUGGCAGAGCGAACAAACAGCUGAAUACUUUGCAGAUUAUGUUAGACUAUGCUUUACUAAGUUUGGGGAUAGGGUAAAGUUUUGGAUUACACUGAACGAGCCAUUUGUAGUUUCAAACCACGGUUACGAAAUUGGUGUUAUGGCGCCAGGAUUGACAGGAAAGGGAGAUAAGAUAUACCAAGCUGGUCACAAUCUGAUUAAAGCACAUGCCAAAGCUUACCACAUCUAUGUCAACGAGUUCAAAAAAUCUCAGAAAGGUGUGAUAGGUAUAACUCUGAAUACUGACUGGCAAGUUCCAAAGAAUUCUAACAAUGAGGAAGAUUUGCAGGCUUCAGAUCGUGCCAUUAAUUUCAUGUUUGGUUGGUUUUUAAACCCCGUCAUGAAAGGGGACUACCCUGGGGUUAUGAAAGAUCAGGUGGACAGAAAGAGUCGCGCACAAGGAUACAACGAAAGUAGACUUCCGGAAUUUUCAGCUGCGGAGAGAGACUAUAUUAAAGGAACCUAUGACUUUCUUGGCAUGAAUUUUUACACAUCAAACUUGGUAUCCUCCAUCCAAAACGAUGAUCAGAGUUACUACGGAGACCAAGACGUGAAUUCCAUGAAAGAUCCGUCCUGGCUAGGAUCGGGAUCUUCUUGGCUGAAAGUUACUCCUACAGGAAUUCGUCGUAUGCUGAACUGGGUGAAAUAUACAUACGGGGAUGUCCCAAUCUACAUCACAGAAAAUGGUGUAUCGGACACAAACGGAACCUUAAAUGAUAAUCAUAGAAUAUUUUAUUACAAGCAUUAUAUCAACAACAUUCUGAAAGCUGUUAGGCUGGAUGGCGUCAACGUUCGCGGUUAUACAGCAUGGUCACUCAUGGACAACUUUGAGUGGGCACGGGGUUAUUCGGAGCGUUUCGGGCUUCAUUACGUCAACUUCAGUGACCCCGCCAGGCAACGUGUUCCAAAAGCAAGUGCGCAAUAUUAUGCAACUAUCAUAGAAAACAAUGGAUUCAGGAGACAGAGUGCCCCUGAUUUGACACCACAUGUGACUCCUGUCCACCACGAUAACGGCAAUCAAGGAAGAAAACCAACAUCAGGGACCCCGUCUACUGUUUUAUCUGUCUUUUUCGUAGUUAGCUGUAUCAUUGUGAGCGUGACAGUGUAUAACCACUGAUUAGAUCUGUGCAUAGUGAUUAAAUGAAUGACAUGGGUACACAGAAAUAUAUUCGAAAUGACGAUACAAUCAAAGAACUUUUCAUUGCAAUGGCACUAUUAUGAAUAUCAUGUAUUAAUCGUAUAGACAAGCUAGUACGCAUGUAUAGCUUUACGCUCAGUGUGAAAACUCUUUCUUACACACCUGUGCAUAAAGUAGAUGCUUGAACUGAAAAUGACAGUGGUAAAAAAUCUUUUGAACUUGCUCUCAGUAUUUAGUGUAUUGCGAUUUGGAUGGGACCUGUGACACAUGUACCAGUGGUAGUGCAGUUACACAGCCGGAACUUAACCGGAAGUGGCUAUUCGAUUACAAUGUAUCAUAUACAGAUACAUGUACAUUUUCUUCUCAAUCUUAUUUUCGCACUUUGUCAGUGGAUAUAUUAAGGGACACGUUGCAAAAACAAAUAUUGGGAUAUGUAUUUAUUUCACAUUUUAGUUUGGUUGAAAAGGGAAACAUGAAUUAUAACAUAGUUUAAGAAGAUGAAGAAAACGCAGACCUUUUAUAGAAUGAUGAAAAUUAGGAUUUUGUCAAUGACGUUGAAUUAAAAAAUUUGUCUCUUUUCUGCUUAUAUAUAAUGUAAUUAGUUGUUUUUGCAGUUUGAAAAGACAUUUGUCAUAAUGAUAUUUAAUCAUAAUUUGAAAAUGAAUCGGAAAAGUUUAUACCAUGUGUUCUUAAAAUUGGGUUAAUAUGAAUGCUGAAACAAUCUCAUUGGGACGAAUUCUUAACAGGACAAUAUACCGGUAUAUUUCAUAAUGCUAAGGAGAAAUGAACACUGGACAAAAUAUCUAGCCAUUGUAUCAAACCUUUCACAGUGAAGAAAGUAUAUAUAUAUAUAUAUAUAUAUAUAUAUAUAUAUAUAUAUAUAUAUAUAUAUAAACUACGUAAUGGUGACAGUACCCAAGUUUCGAGAUAAGACCCUUCUGUGUGGGAGGUGCAUUUAGUGGAACUUUGAAUGUCGAAGUGGGAAAGAGUGGGCCUGCAGUCAGUGAGGAAGACGAUAAAAUGCAUUAAAAGCGACCCCUCUUUAAAUAUGUAAAUGUAGGAAAUACAAAAUACUAUAUCGAAAGAAAUAGUGGAAGUGGAAGCAUAAAAACAAUGACAUAUUUGUAAUAAAUACCCUGGGUAGGAACGUACAACCAACGCAAUAUCGUGAUAUAAUGAGAAUCCCAUGCAUUUAAUUACUCCCUGAAUACUUAUCAUUUUCUUAAUUUAUGUAUCAGUCGAAUUCGGGUAAUGAAACAGCGUAUGAGAAACUUACUGAGCACAUUCACUUAUGCAGUGGUGAAUAUUUGUCCUAUUCCCACAUGUAAACAAGUUGUUUCGCGUUUUACUAUGUACGAGAGUUCUUCAAAGGGAAAUAACUCGGACGUGUCUCGAAAUCGGCGUAUUUCAUGGGCUUUUUGUGGAUUUUGUAUUCCCCACAAGAAAUGGGAGCAAAUUAUAUUGUAUCUGUAUAUUUUAUCAAAUGUUAUUGAAUCAAUGUUUCAUAUAUAGCAAUGUGUUUGAUAGACAGGCACUGAUACGAUGAUUAAUUUUAAAAUUAAACUAUACUUCAUUAAU